GUGUGUGCGGCUGGCUUUGGAAAGAGAAAGGCGAUUCCAGAAAAUCCAGACAUUAGUGAAUUCAAGUGUUAUGUCUCCGAUUAUGUUAAAGUGAUGCGCAGUUACAGUGCAAUCAAGAUCAUUUCUCUCGUUUCCAGAUUAGUUUGUUAACUUUGGCGGUAUUUGACGUAUCGCAUGCAAUCUUGAAUAUUUCGUAAUUCAACAAUGGCAUUAUCGAGAAUCGGCACGUUGGAUAUGUUGAAUACUUUAAUUCGCAUUCCACGCACAGCACCUUUGGAAAUACAGUAUGCAACUCCAGCAGCGAUUCAUCGGAAGCAGCAGGCAUUGCACGUGACGAGUGUACGUCAUUAUCCAGAUCCACCGAUACUCGAUUUACCAAAUAAUGUCUGCGACAUCUUCGCCAACGAGACCGGUCGCUUCACGCCAGAACGUGUGCGCGAUGUCGCUCUAUAUACCGAGAAAAAUGGCAGCGCAAUCGUGUCCAUGGUGAAUUGCUCCGGUUUUCCCAAGAUUCGCGAUAAUGGCCAUAUGGAUUCGUACGAUUGUUUCGGCGCCAUCAGUCUAAACGGCACGAUGCAGAGCAACGUGCCAAAGCCCUUUUCAUCACAUGGCAGAUCCAUGCAUCUCAACAUGCCUGGUGGACAAUGGUCUCGCAGCGGCAAAUACAUUGCCGAGGACAUGCAGCGCUCUCAUUAUCGCAAACUGUCGUAUGCUGCAACUAAUAUCUUCAUAACGAGUCCUCUUUUACGAACGACAUGCUGGCCAAAUUGUGUCGUCAGAAUGAGUUAUUCGACUGAUGGCUUCCAGGCGCCAAAGGGCGCCAAAAAGGAUUUGCUGACACCAUUGGCGAUCGCUAGCAUGCCAAAGCGGGAAAGAUUUCGCCUGAUGUUGCGGGAUUAUGGUGGCACUCUCCUUGCUGUGCACAUUACUUUUUCGCUGAUAUGUCUCGGUUGUUGUUACAUGGUGGUCAUUAGUGGAAUUGAUGUGAUGCCUUUUGUACAGAAGUGGACAAAUGGAAAUGAGCAAAUCGAUAAAGUGCUGAAAACUUCAACGGAUUUCAUUUUAGCGUACACCGUUCAUAAACUACUUGCGCCUAUUCGAAUAUCGUUUUCUCUGUCUGUAACUCCAAUAAUAGUAAAACGUCUAAGAAAAAUCGGCUGGCUCAAAAUGCCGAAAGUAAAAACUUCGUAAAGAUCUAUAUUUAACUAUUAAUUAUUAUUUCUUUAAAAUAUCUCUUGCAUGUUAAAAUAUAUCAUGUCACAUUUGGACAAGAGGUGACCGGUGCAACGAUAAAACACUAUUAAAUUUGUUAUAAAAAGAAAUUUAUGGUGAUAUUUACCAAUAUCAUAUGACAUAUAUACAUAAGUUUUCUAGAAUAAUAUUUGU
This is a messenger RNA of Camponotus floridanus (Florida carpenter ant), 1386 nucleotides long. RefSeq lists its product as uncharacterized. The transcript has 4 exons. NCBI's taxonomy places the organism in Eukaryota, Metazoa, Arthropoda, Insecta, Hymenoptera, Formicidae. The coding region runs from base 205 to 1191 and encodes 328 amino acids. The record is from RefSeq and is a predicted model, not a curated record. Gene Ontology annotation, cellular component: mitochondrion.